AUGGAUUCAUGUGUGCGGACGAUUCUCAGUUUUGUCAAAGAACCCGUGAUUAGGCAUGGGACUUAUGUGAUUCAAUACAAGAACCACGUCCAGCUACUCGAACAAGAAAAUAGGUGGCUCGGUGAAAGUAAGGACAGAAUCCAGGGAAUGGUGGACGGAGCCACAAUCAAUGGGAGAGUCAUUGAAACUAAGGUCUCCAGUUGGCUAGAGAAAGUACAACAGAUGGAAGAAGAUAUCGCCGACUUCCUGCAUCAACAAGAAAACGGAGAAUCUUUCGAGUGUUUUCUGGGCUGCAUGUGUCCCAACUUAAUGUGGCGUCACAAGAGGGGUAAGGAUGCUGACGACAAAAAGUCGGAGUAUUACACCACGUUCCCAUCAAGAGCUUCAGUUUUUAAGGAAAUCAUGGAGGCUUUGAAGGAUUCUGGGGUUGACAUGAUUGGGGUCCAUGGGACUGGUGGUGCUGGGAAGACGACGAUGACAGGUGAGUUAGGGAGAGCAGAUGAGCUACGAAAGGCAUUGUUAAACGGGAAGAGAAAGAUACUGGUAAUAUUGGAUGACCUUUGGCAAAUGCUAGACUUGAAAAUAAUUGGAAUUCUUAUUUCGGGCCUUGCCGACAAGGGUUGCAAAAUUUUGCUAACGUCGCGUCGUGAAGAGGUCUUCAAACAGAUGGAGGUUUGUUUAUAUUUUCCCAUUGGGUACUUGAAGGAGCAAGAAGCAUGGAAAUUGUUUACGAAGGUGACAGGAGGUGUUGGAGUCGAUGAAUUGCUAGCAAGAAAUGACGAGGAAGAGGUUGAGUGGCGCAAUGCACUUUUCCAAUUAAAGAAUUUCCCCCUAAAAUACAUUGAAGAAAUUGAUCCAGUGGGCUAUACCCCCUUGAAGUGGAGCUAUGAUUUUCUAAAAGACGAGGAUGCAAAGUCGUGUUUCUUGCUCUGCUGUUUGUUCCCUAAAGAUGCUGAGAUUUCUAUUGAUGACUUGGUUAAAUAUAGCUUUGCCUUGGGGUUCCUUAGAAGGGUGGAUACGCUGAAAGAUGAAAGAAUUAAAGUACAAGCCAUGGUUAAUAAGCUUAAAAGGUCUUGCUUGUUACUGAAUGGAAAAAACGAGAAUUAUGUCAAAAUGCAUGACGUUAUUCGUGACCUUGCAAUUUCUGUCACAGAGGUGAAGCAAGAAGAACAUAGCAGUGGCCAAUAUUGUCCAGAGAACAACAGUUCAUAG
This is a messenger RNA of Diospyros lotus (date-plum), 1212 nucleotides long. Its product is annotated as disease resistance protein At4g27190-like. The coding region runs from base 1 to 1212 and encodes 403 amino acids. Lineage: Eukaryota; Viridiplantae; Streptophyta; Magnoliopsida; Ericales; Ebenaceae. The transcript has 4 exons. Gene Ontology annotation, molecular function: ADP binding. The record is from RefSeq and is a predicted model, not a curated record.